Molecule: messenger RNA, 1629 nt
Organism: Schistocerca gregaria
Lineage: Eukaryota; Metazoa; Arthropoda; Insecta; Orthoptera; Acrididae
Gene: Usp12-46
Product: ubiquitin carboxyl-terminal hydrolase 46
Exons: 8
Coding region: 81-1232 (383 amino acids)
Biological process (GO): protein deubiquitination
Cellular component (GO): nucleus; cytosol
Molecular function (GO): cysteine-type deubiquitinase activity; cysteine-type endopeptidase activity
Source: RefSeq, a predicted model, not a curated record
CAGAAGUUACGAUAAAACAUGGCAGAAUUGGGCGAAAGUCCAACAUAGUACGCUACAAUGUGAUUACUGUAGUGCCCAUAAUGGGUGCAAACAUUUCGCAGCUAGAACGAGAUAUUGGAUCAGAUCAGUUCCCACCGAAUGAACACUACUUCGGAUUGGUUAAUUUUGGCAAUACUUGCUACAGCAAUUCUGUUUUACAAGCAUUGUAUUUCUGCAAGCCAUUUAGGGACAAAGUUUUAGAAUACAAAGCAAAGAACAAAAGGACCAAGGAAACCCUUCUGACAUGUCUAGCUGAUUUAUUCUACAGUAUCGCCACUCAGAAGAAAAAAGUGGGUUCUAUUGCACCAAAGAAAUUUAUUGCUAGGUUGAGAAAAGAAAAAGGUGAGCUUUGGAAUUGCACAAAAAUUACUACAGUAAUAUCAGUAUGUUUAUUUCUGAAUGAUUUCUGUUUCAAUAUUUUCUUUACAGAAGAGUUUGACAACUACAUGCAACAAGAUGCUCAUGAAUUUCUCAAUUUCCUCAUAAAUCACAUAAAUGAAAUUAUUUUAGAGCGUCACCAGAGUAGUAACAAGCCAAAGACAGGAGGAAAUGGAGAGACACCUUCAUCUCAGCAGGAACCAACUUGGGUUCAUGAAAUUUUCCAGGGUAUUCUUACAAGUGAAACAAGAUGUUUAAACUGUGAAACAGUCAGCAGUAAAGAUGAAGACUUUUUUGACCUUCAGGUUGAUGUGGAUCAGAACACCAGUAUAACUCAUUGUCUUAAGUGUUUUAGUAACACUGAAACGUUAUGUAGUGAUAACAAAUUCAAAUGUGAUAAUUGCAGUAGCUAUCAAGAAGCUCAGAAACGAAUGCGUGUUAAGAAGUUACCAAUGAUAUUGGCUCUUCAUCUCAAGAGAUUCAAAUAUAUGGAGCAAUAUAACAGGCACAUAAAGGUUUCUCACAGAGUUGUGUUCCCUCUUGAACUACGGUUAUUUAAUACGUCAGAUGAUGCUGUGAAUCCUGAUCGUCUGUAUGAUCUGGUUGCUGUUGUUAUUCACUGUGGAAGUGGUCCAAACAGAGGCCAUUACAUUAGCAUUGUUAAAAGCCAUGGAUUCUGGUUACUGUUUGAUGAUGACAUGGUUGAUAAAAUUGAUGCAUCCACAAUUGAAGACUUUUAUGGUCUAACAUCAGACAUUCAGAAGUCUUCCGAAACUGGUUACAUUUUGUUUUACCAGUCAAGAGACUGUAUGUAGUGUUUGCUGUGAUUGUACAUAUCUCAAUGAAACAGCCAUUAGCAUUUAAAACAAUAAUUUAUUUUAUUUUAUUGGCCUGUAUAUGGUGAUGUAAUUAGUAUUUUCAUCAGAAUUAACUAUGCAGAAUAAUGAAAUUGUAUUAAACACUUAUGUACAAACUGUGGUCAGAAGUAAUAUCUGGCACUUUUGCAAUUUUGUGGUACUUUUUAAAACUGCAACUGUUUGAAGAAAUUAAAACUAUACUGCACAUUUGUUGUAUUUGUGGUUGCAGAUAAGAAACACUUUCAUCAAUGCAUUCACCAGCAUGUAAAACAAAUUUAUGCAUAGGAUGCAUUGUGAUGUAUAUAUGUUCUGUUUUUAAUAAAUUUUAUGCUGGCAAUUGUCUGACUGUUGCAAA